GAAUGAUUGGACUAAGAAUCUUGAUCAUAAAAUAUUCCCAGAAGUUUUAAUUACUACAACACUUGAUACUUAUGAUAGAAAGACAUUCAGUUCAUAUGUAGAUUUCUUAAAUAUUAUAGAUAGCAAAGAAAAGAAAUUAUUUGAACCUUUGAAUAAAAAUUUUUAUUCAAUAGAUUAUGACUUUUACAAUUUGCUUGGAUUAAACAGUGAUGUCUUAGCAAUAGACGAAAAAUUUCAAGAUUAUAUUCAGCUUUCUCUGUAUGAUAAAUCAACACAAUUACCACAAUUUGUUGAAACAAUACAAAUUGGAUCAAACAAAGUACUUCAAAAAUUUUAUAAUAAUUACUGGGAAGAAAACAAGGCAUUUCUUUCAAAUCGCUUUGAACAAGAUAUUAGGUAUAUUGAUGCUUCGAAGAUUGAAAUUGAAAAUGAGAAAGAUCAAUUCACAAUGCUUCUUCAAAUUUUGAGUAUAAAAAACACAAUAGAUAAAAGAAUAAAACAGACUGCAAUACAAAAUUAUGAAUCAACUUUAGAAAGCUGGAAUUUAUUUAUUACACAAAAUUAUCAAGACAGUUUUAAAGAACAAAUAGGUCAAAUUCAAAGUUACUUUAAUAUUAAUUUAGACGAAGUCAAAACCAAUGAUGUGGAUCCCUUUCAAUUAGCUUACCGAAUUAAUGAAAUAAUUAAUGAA
This is a messenger RNA of Racocetra persica, 691 nucleotides long. NCBI's taxonomy places the organism in Eukaryota, Fungi, Glomeromycota, Glomeromycetes, Diversisporales, Gigasporaceae. The record is from the annotation of a GenBank genome assembly.